CCUCCUCCGCCCACUGCCACGGCCAAGGGAGUCGAGCCCAGCAGGGGGAGGGGAAGAUCUACACCCAUCCCCCUUCCUCUAGCCCUCCCCGCGUUGAGCUUCAAUUGUACCUUCUAUUAUUUUAACUCUUCUGCUUAGGACAAGCAGCCCCCGAAUCUGUCCCCGCGGCCUCGGCGGCCCCUGCUUCUGCGCGCCGGGAUGGGUGAGCGGGGGACCUGCCCGCGGUCCCGCGUGUGCAAAGAGGCCACGCCGCCGCGCUCGCUGCCCGGAGUCUGAGGACGGGUCUCGAAAGAAGGAGAGGCAGGUCAGGUAGAUAGGCUGGCUAUGGUGACGGGACGAUGUUGGCCAGGAAGAGCAUCAUCCCGGAGGAGUAUGUGCUGGCGCGCAUCGCGGCAGAGAACCUGCGCAAACCGCGCAUCCGAGACCGCCUCCCCAAAGCCCGCUUCAUCGCCAAGAGCGGGGCCUGCAACCUGGCGCACAAGAACAUCCGCGAGCAAGGACGCUUCCUGCAGGACAUCUUCACCACCUUGGUGGACCUGAAAUGGCGCCACACGCUGGUCAUCUUCACCAUGUCCUUCCUCUGCAGUUGGCUGCUCUUCGCUAUCAUGUGGUGGCUGGUGGCCUUUGCCCACGGGGACAUCUAUGCUUACAUGGAGAAAAGUGGAAUGGAGAAAAGUGGUUUGGAGUCCACUGUAUGUGUGACUAAUGUCAGAUCUUUCACCUCUGCUUUUCUCUUCUCCAUUGAGGUUCAAGUGACCAUUGGAUUUGGAGGGAGAAUGAUGACAGAGGAAUGCCCUCUGGCCAUCACAGUUUUGAUUCUCCAGAAUAUUGUGGGCUUGAUCAUCAAUGCAGUCAUGUUAGGCUGCAUUUUCAUGAAAACAGCUCAGGCUCACAGAAGGGCAGAAACUUUGAUUUUCAGUCGCCAUGCUGUGAUUGCUGUCCGAAAUGGCAAGUUAUGCUUCAUGUUCCGAGUGGGAGACCUGAGGAAAAGCAUGAUCAUUAGUGCUUCAGUGCGCAUCCAGGUGGUCAAGAAAACAACCACACCUGAAGGGGAGGUGGUGCCUAUUCACCAACUGGACAUUCCUGUUGAUAACCCGAUCGAGAGCAAUAACAUUUUUCUGGUGGCCCCUUUGAUUAUCUGCCAUGUGAUUGACAAGCGCAGCCCCCUGUAUGAUAUCUCAGCAACUGACCUGGUCAACCAGGACUUGGAGGUCAUAGUUAUCCUGGAAGGGGUUGUUGAAACUACUGGCAUUACUACACAAGCACGAACCUCCUACAUCGCUGAGGAGAUCCAAUGGGGCCACCGCUUUGUGUCUAUUGUGACCGAGGAGGAAGGAGUGUAUUCUGUGGAUUACUCCAAAUUUGGCAACACUGUUAAAGUAGCUGCUCCACGUUGCAGCGCCCGAGAGCUGGAUGAAAAGCCUUCCAUUCUUAUUCAGACCCUUCAAAAGAGUGAACUUUCCCAUCAGAAUUCCCUGAGGAAACGCAAUUCCAUGAGAAGAAACAAUUCCAUGAGGAGGAACAACUCUAUCCGGAGGAAUAACUCAUCCCUCAUUGUGCCAAAGGUGCAAUUUAUGACUCCAGAAGGAAAUCAGAACACAUCAGAAUCAUGACAGACAACUCCAAGACAGUCUUUGAUCAAGUUUUGAUAAUUUAUGCUGGUCACAGUCAGACUGAACCAGAGCUGGAACACAUAAUUUUUCCUUCUACAUUUUAUUACACCAGGUGAUAUUCAUAUUCAAGCAAUAGCACUUUCUUUAUCAAUAAACAAUGACACACAAAGUGGAGAAUUCAUGACUUGCACUUGUUUCAUACAUGCAGAAUUUGCAGUGAUAUGCUUAAGUUAUAUAUAAGGAGUGUACUCUCAUUUCUCUCCAUUUAAAACACAGAAUUACAUUAGUAGUAAUAGACCUUGAACACAAAACUAGGCCAAGGAAUGAAUCUGUUUGAAAUGCUUAUUGGGUAAAACCACAAGUCUCUCUGUUACUGUUGUUUACUCUGGAAAUGUAGAGCAUAGGGGGGACAAACCAAAAUCAUGUUAACACCUUUUGUAUAUCAAACUUCUCCUUCCUUCAUGAUACUGCAUUUGGUAGGAAGCCCAAGGCAAAAACUGGUUUAGAUCUAUCUGUUUGUAAGUGGAUUCAAUUCAUUCACACGGUCCUUCAUGACUUCCAGAGGUUUCCUAUUCCUCCCCAUGAAGCCUGUUGGGCAAAACUGGACAAGGAAUCUUUCUAUUAAAGCUAAGUCCUGUUGGUACUGAGUUUCCAACAGUGACAGUCACUUCUUUCAGCCUCUCACUUCUUAAGAGCCCCCACAGGGAGAUACUGUAUUGAAUACUUUAUUAAAACAUUUUAUUUGUA
Molecule: messenger RNA, 2360 nt
Organism: Carlito syrichta (Philippine tarsier)
Lineage: Eukaryota; Metazoa; Chordata; Mammalia; Primates; Tarsiidae
Gene: KCNJ8
Product: potassium voltage-gated channel subfamily J member 8
Exons: 3
Coding region: 339-1613 (424 amino acids)
Biological process (GO): potassium ion import across plasma membrane; regulation of monoatomic ion transmembrane transport
Cellular component (GO): plasma membrane
Molecular function (GO): ATP-activated inward rectifier potassium channel activity
Source: RefSeq, a predicted model, not a curated record